Messenger RNA from Microtus oregoni (creeping vole), 4035 nucleotides. It is a transcript of the gene Ccdc107, whose product is annotated as coiled-coil domain containing 107. Lineage: Eukaryota; Metazoa; Chordata; Mammalia; Rodentia; Cricetidae. The transcript is spliced from 5 exons. The record is from RefSeq and is a predicted model, not a curated record. Bases 75 to 878 code for a protein of 267 amino acids.
UGCGCGUGCGCACUUCGGCGGAACGCCAACGCUGGAACGUGGGGGUUCUGACGCACCUCCGCGGUGAGCCAGGCAUGGCGGGCGCGGGCCCCGUGUCGAGUGUGCUGGGGCUGCUGCUUGUGUCUGCGUUGUUUGGGGUCCUGGGAGAGCGCCCCAGCCCCGAUCUGGGGGCACACUCAGAACACCGCUCCCAGGUCGGUCCCGGGGCCACCGAACCCCGGCGGCGGCCGCCACCCAAGGACCAGCGCGAGCGGGCCCGGGCCGGAGCGCUGCCUUUGGGGGCGCUGUACACUGCUGCCGUCGUGGCUUUUGUGCUGUACAAGUGUUUACAGCAGGGCACGGAUGAGGCUGCCAUUCUCCAAGAGGAAAAAAACAAGAAGAAAUCCUUGCAGGCAGAGCAACAGCUGGUGCAGUUAACACAACAGCUGGCCCAGACAGAACAGCAUCUCAACAACCUCAUGACCCAGCUGGACCCCCUUUUUGAGCGGGUGACUACGCUGGUUGGAACCCAGCGGGAACUCCUCAGCAUGAAGCUCAAGACCGUCCACCAGCUCCUUCAAGACCGCAAGCCUGACGCGGGUGUGCAAGUUCCAGGUAAACGAUCGGGAGGUGAUGGCUGGGAGACAAAGCCCGUGAAACUGGAACCAGCUGAUCUCUCCCUCACAGAGGCCAGCGUACCCUUUCCUGAGGACUUGGGGAAAGAGGACCAACAAGAAGCUGGGAACAGUCAGACCUGCAAGGGGCCCACAAACUGGAGCCCAGAUUCAUGGAACCUAGCUCCUUCCUGGGAGGUAGAGCAGGGACUGAGGCGAAGAUGGCACAAGACUGUCACAAAGGACCCAGCAUUGAAGGGGGGGCAGCCACUGAAGGGUCAGUAAAACCCAGUCCCCUUGCCCUGGGUAUGUCUGUGUUUUUCCUGCUUCCAGCUGGUCAGACACAGGAAUACUAGGUGCAUAAGCCAGCUGUGCCUCCCAGAAAAGGUUCCCUUAUUAGGAAAAGAGACUGCUUCCCAGAAUUCAGAGAAGACAGAGGGAGCUACAGUCCUUCCCUGUACUCCGGAGGCUACUGAAUGCCAGCCGUCAAGGCUCAAAUUCCUUUUUCUCGUGGUUUAGACAAAGUUCUUUCCAAAAACACAACAAAACAGCACUUUAUUAAAAUCCAGCGGGGAAAUAAAUUAUAGGACUUUUCAAACAUAGGAGGUAGUUCAGGAAGAUCUGGAGUUCAAGGCCAGCUUGGGCUACAUGAAAUCUUGUCUCAAGAAAAGAAAGAAACUAUACAGUAGCUAGGUGUGGCCGCAUACACCUGGUAAACCAACACUUGAAAGGCUGAGGCAGGAGGAAUUCAAGUUCACAUCAGCCUGGGUCACAUAGGAAGACCCUGUCUCAAAAAUAAAAUAAGAAACCAUCGAUAACAAAAAGGGCCUCCUAUAAAAAGCUACAGAUUGAAUAGGCAGCAAGGCUCCCCCCGCCCCCCUCCCUGUGGCAUGGUGUCAAAGGAGCUGGAUCAGCUGGGGCUCAGCUAGGUUCAAGCCUGCUUUCUGAUUCUUGUUUUGUUUUUUAAAACAAAACAGGGUUUCUCUUAUGUGGCCUUGGAUGUCCUAGAAUUCGUUCUGUAGACAGUGCUGGCCUAGAACUCAGAGAUCAGCCUGUCUCUGCCUCCCAAGCACUGGGAUUAAAGGUGUGCGCCACCACUGCCAGCUUGCUUUGAUAAACUAGUUAAAUGGCCCGUGUCAGGCCAUGGAGGGCCCUGUGGUUCCAGUGUUGAAUUCGACUUCCUUUUGUUCUUGGCCCUGCCCUAUCCCUGAGUAUCCUGAGUUCUGGAAUUUUAAGAUUCUUCUUAGGUAUGCCAGCUGCCACAUAUAUCCCAGGAUAGCACAUUUGUAGAUGACAGCAUCAUGUUGCAGUAGGGCUGGACACUUCUAGCUCUUCUGACUUCUGUAGGAAGAGAUAAACAGUUCAGGCUGGAAUGCGUGCUCUGUUCAGUCGCCCGUGGGGAGCCCAGCGGUGAGAGAAGCACUCCUUUCCAGCUCAGGAAAGGGCAGAGCUUACCUGAUGGCCACGGUCAGGCUGUGGUACCAUCGUGACAGCUCCUCGUGGUCAGUGGACAUGAGCAGUAGCUUCUCAUGGGGGAAGGACAGCUAGGGAGAAACGGCUUUAGUUCAGAACGAGUCAGGCCGAAGCGGUCACUGGUUCCAUGGCGGUCACUCAGGGAUAAGAGGAUGACUAAAAGGAGAGCUUGUCCCCAGCCAUGCCCUUACUGUCAUGGAAAGGGACCCAGGCCAAGUGAUACGCUGGUCUGUGAGUGCCUGUAGUACAUCUGAGGCCCAGAUUUCCCAUCUACUUACACUGAGCAGACCACCACAAGUUCCUCCCGAAUGGCCAAAGACCCUGUUAAGUUGACACUGGGACAUAGGGUACAGAGCCCUGCAGACAAAGGUGCCACUCUUCAGCAGGUGCAGUGGGGGUCGAGGCUUGGCCAUGAGGAGCACAUCAGAGAAGAGGAAGAACAUGCGGGGCCGGGGCUCCCCAGUGGGAGGCACCACUAAAAGCCAGCCCUGUCUCAGGAACCAUCGCCCUAGAAAAUGAGAGCCGUUAAUCUUGUACAGCUUCAGAAUCCAUGGGAACACAAAAGGGCAGGAAACACGGGCAGGAGGUAUAUGCUGGCGUUGAAGUUUUUUUUUUUUUAAUUAUCGUAUGUAUAUGUAGAGGUCAGAGGACAACUCCGGGGAGUCAGUUCUUUCCUGCUACCUUUACGUGGGUUCCGGGAUUAACUCAGUUCAUCCAGCAAGUGCUUUCAGCCACUGAGCCAUCUUGCUAGCCCAAUAAUAUGCUGGCUUUGUUGAGGAAGAGAAGCAAGUAAGGGGGUAAUGAGGACGGAAGGACAAAGUCCACAGUUUACCUGAGGUAAGCCCUUUUGCCUUGUGUCCACUGAGUAGAGCCUGGACACGGAGGAGGUGCUGGUCAUUCUUCUGGCUCUGGCCAAUGGCGUGGACUCUCUGGGCAGUCUCGCUCACCAGGCGGGCAGCCCCUAGAACAACACCCUCUCCCUCAUUUCCAACAGUACUUAGGCUCUGCGUGGCUACUGGUGGUAGCUAGCUAGCCUGGAGGGGCCUGCAUCAGGUUCUAGCUUCUUGCAGAGGCAGGACCCUUAGGGACACUAUACAUGUAAUGGGAGAUGGGGACAUACCAGGCAUUGUUGGAGGUCAGAACCAGAAAGACUUUCGGGACAGGCAGCCUCUGCCUGUGUUGGAGAAGAACAAAAACCUACGUGUGAGCUGUUGGUAGUCAGGGCUGUUGGGAACUGUGUUUUCCGCCAAGGCCACGACAAGAUUCUCGUACCUGGAAGUGGACAAUUGGAAGAAAAGUGAAGUAGAGCCAGGCAAGAUGCCCUGGUUUCAAAUGAUCUGAAGAGCACCUCCCAGAUGUUCAUCCCUUAAUUAAAAGGUCAGGAAAGGCCUGGCUGCUCUGCUGCCCCUCUCCAACCUGGGACUCAGAAUCUGGGCUCACACUCUGCAGGCCACUUCCAUCCCACAGUAAAGAAUCAGUGGCCGACUGUAGUUCAGGAGGCUGGGUCAGAAGAUGCAACUUAAACCAAGGAGGCUACCACAGACAACCUAGGAACCCUGGAAUAGAACUUCGAGACCAAUGAACUUUUCCGGACAGCCUGUCUAUUUCUUAGUGCAGGUUCCCUCCCUUCAGUAUGCAGUCCCACGGUCCCAGUCUGAAGCUGCAGUCCCUGGGUGCCCCUGUACUUCAAGACACAGUCCCACAGCCCCAGGUCUCAGGCUGCAGCCCCUGGGUACCCCUGAGUAUUCACAUUUACUCCAGUAAAAGCGCCUUAGAAGAUAAUUGGGCUCAGAGAGGCAGAGCUGGGAUAGAACCUAUGGCGUCCCCCACAAAGCUGUAGGCAGAGCUAUGCAGCCAGAGGAACUAAUUCUAGUCUAGAGGGGUCCACUCACUGCUGGAGCCGCUGCACAGGCAGAGGGAGCAGGUCCUGGAGUUGAAGACCCCUAAAUUCAGGGCGGCCUUCCUGAAG